Molecule: messenger RNA, 1365 nt
Organism: Daktulosphaira vitifoliae (grape phylloxera)
Lineage: Eukaryota; Metazoa; Arthropoda; Insecta; Hemiptera; Phylloxeridae
Product: probable cytochrome P450 6a14
Exons: 2
Molecular function (GO): heme binding; monooxygenase activity; oxidoreductase activity, acting on paired donors, with incorporation or reduction of molecular oxygen
Source: RefSeq, a predicted model, not a curated record
AUUGAAAAACAUUCAUUUUUGUUAGAAACUUUAAGAAAAUAUCCUGUUGCACCGAAUCUUAUUCGAAAAGCAACGAGUAAUUAUGAAGUACCCGAUGACGAUCUUGUUAUUGAAAAAGGAACACAAGUGAUUAUACCUGUCUAUAGUAUACAUAUGGAUCCUAAAUAUUAUCCUGACCCUAAUACAUUCAAUCCAGAAAGAUUUGAUGUUAAAGAAAAAGCAGAGCGUCCAAAUUGUACAUAUCUUCCAUUUGGCGAUGGACCUCGUAUUUGUUUAGGGAAACGAUUUGCAGAAAUGGAGAUAAAAUUAGCUCUUGUUGAAAUAUUGUCAAAGUAUAAAGCUGAGCCUUGUGACAAAACUGAUGUACCAUUAAAGUUUCUAAAAAAAUCUAUUUUCUUAAAUCCAAAAAAUGGAAUAUGGUUAAAAUUUAAAAGUAUUUCUGCUUAGCAAACAUUAUAAUCAAAUUCUCUUAAAACUUAUUAAAUGAGCAAGACUGCUUCAAAUUUUAUUAACUCAAUUUUAAUUGUCCCACGAGCUUUAUUAUCUUACUACUUGAAAAAUAAAAAAUGUAUUAUUAAAUCAUUUUUUCCUAGCUGAUCGAGAUUUUUUAAAUAUCAUAUUACUCAAUAAAGUAAUUUUAUUGAUGUUUUCAUAAUUCUAUUAACUCAAAUACUUGAUAUUAAAAAUCAGGUGAAUUAAAAAAAAAAAAAAAAUAGAAUUUGUGAAGUUUAAUAUAUAUUUUUUUUCCGAAAUCUGGAACUUAUUUUUAAAAAGAUUUACUAGAUAUGUUUAUUUAUACGCACAACAUUCACUAACUGAUUUUCAUUCUAUGGUAAAUUUUAUUUAUAACAUCACAGUUUAAUAUUUUUGAGUGAUACUAAACAUUACAACUAUAAGGUUUUCAUUAUAAUAAAUUUCAUAUAUUUUGCACUGUUUGAUACCUAUUAAUAAUUUUUAUAAAUAAAUGAAAUUAAAUGUACAUAUAAUCAAUAUCUGUAAAGAUUGUUGAUUAUAUUAAUAGAUUAUAUAUGGGGACUUAAAAGUUGUUAUUAUUGUAAAUACUUAUUAAAUAUGGUUAUUGAAGUAAUAUAGGAAUACAUUAUUUAUUAAUAUAAAUAAGCAAUUGAUUUUUGGUAUCUCUUGUCACUAUUUCUCAGCUCUCACCGGACCGAUUUAUUUCAAUGAUAAGUCAAAAGAUCACAAAUCGUACCUAUUUCCCUCGUUCCCUGUAGUAAAUGUGGGAAACCCGCAUAAAAAUUACGAUUUUUAAAAUCGAUAAAUUUUGAUAUUUUUAAAAAAAAUUUUUAUUAGAACUGUCACAAUUUUUUUAAAAAUGAACAAAUAAAAAUAACUUUUUUAGCUUCG